AUGUUUCGAAACCGAAACAAUACUCAGAAGCCUGAUGAUGACUUCAUCAGUCGCUUCCAGCAAACUUUCUCCCAGGUUGUUCCCCGACGUGAUAGUGAAGAUUCAGGCCACGACGAGCAUUUCAACGCAGGUUCAGGCGAUCCUAUGAUGACGGGAAGGCAAACAAUGCAAAGCCACGACAUAAAAUUGGAAGACCACAACCUGAAAUUUCCCAAUGAACGAACACCUCGCAAUCUCCAUGACCUCAACUUCUCGCCCUCGUGGAUGGACCCAGGCUCUAUACAGAUGAUGGCCCUUGGCCCUCAACAUCCCGGUUUCUAUACCCCAAACUCCGGCGGAAUGGGCGCCGUAUUUCACAACCAGGCAGGCGAUCUGCAUACACCAACUAUCGGUUUACACAACAUGACUCCGCUCUCUCUCACGAAUUCAAUCUCAGUACCUCCACAGCAACACCCCGGAAUGGAACAUUUCAACCCGCAUUAUCUCGGCCAGCAGAUGCCCGAUAUGAACUCCUACAUGCAACAGCCCUCGUUCGCGCCUAGCGAAUUCAUGCAGCGUGAUGCGCGCUAUGACGUGAUGGAUGAAUCGGUUGAUGAUGCGUCUGUCAAUAGCAUGCCAUUGGAUCAAGUAUCAAAUAUAUCCGCUAUGACAUCCUCAACGGACUUUUCUGCUCCUGCUGCCCCUGCUCCGGUGGGGGUGUCAUAUGCCGGUGAAAACUUUCGUUAUAAUAUUUCUUUGCGUGCUCCGACUGCUAUGGUCAAGCACAACAGAGAAGUCCCUGUGUCUUAUCUCAAUAAGGGCCAAGCGUAUAAUUUAACGGUUUUGGAUUCGAGUCCGCCAAUUACUAGCACCGAGCCAUUACGAUACCGAACUUUCAUCCGUGUUUCUUUUGAAGAAGAAGAGCAACGAUUGAAGCCAGCCGCCUGCUGGCAAUUAUGGAAGGAAGGUCGAGGCACAUCAGAAGCGCAUCAGCGUGGUGGCAAACUGCUUGCUGUUGAGUAUGCCAAUUCCCAGCAAGGAGGCGAGGACGACAAACAUCGCCAAAUUCAAAUCGAACAAAUGUCUUUUGAUGGAUUCUGUGUUACAUGGACUGCCAAUCCGGCCACUGGAAACUCUGACUGCAGCAUCCCCGUGAGGUUCAACUUUUUGUCUACCGAUUUCAGCCACUCUAAAGGAGUCAAGGGUAUUCCUGUACGGCUUUGUGCGAAGACCGAGCUUCUCUCCCCAGGGGAGGAAUCCGGUGCAUCUCGCGACUCAGAGGUCUGCUACUGCAAGGUCAAGCUUUUCCGAGACCACGGUGCGGAGCGUAAACUAUCCAACGAUGUGGCGCACGUUAAAAAGACGAUUGAUAAACUCAAGCAGCAGAUUGCGCAAGCUGAGAUGGGUGGUGGAUUUGGUAAACGCAAGCGCGGCAGUACUGCCGCGACAAACGUGAAAUCCGAUCGAUCUAAGCCGAAGCAUAAGCGCAGCUGGUCAAUAGGGUCACAGGAUGGUUCAGACAAGCUGUCAUUAGAGGACGAUUUGCAAGCGAAGCUGGCUAUGAUGCAAGACAUGUUCUCAUCGACUCGAUCUCUUAGCAUCCUUGCCCUCCGUGGUGAAGACCGAGAUGAUCCCGACCUGUACCCCGUGAGGCUUCCAGCUGAAGGCGAAUCGGCCAAAUCGGAUACCUUGAAUCGUCAAAACCCAAGUGCCUCCCAGGCUAUGGAAUCCUUGAUCUUAUCGCCUACAAGUAGCAACGCUUCCUUGAAUUCGCCACGAAUUAGUUCCGCUCAGUUCAUGAAGGAGCGAAACUCCACUGCCAUUCCACGGGUGGAAUCUACAGACCGAGUUUCGCAGGGGUUCAUCGAAGCCGUUGAUAUCGACCCAACGUACCGCCCCCCUGCGGAGCGACCUCCUAAGCCGAUUGCAUGCUUUUAUGUACGCUUCCAUGGAGCUGAGCCACAUUCACAAGACUACUACCGCGCUAUCUACUUGACGGAGCGAACGGUUCGAGACUUGAUGAAAAAGAUCUCCGAGAAACAACAAAUCGACCCAUCACGGAUUGUUCGCAUUCUACAUGUCAACGAGGCCGGAUUGCGCAUCAUGGUUGACGAUGAUGUUGUUCGUGAAUUACCCGAAGGCCAAGACAUGAUCGUUGACAUCUAUGAAUCUGAUGAUGCCCAAUCGCCUAGCCCACCGGUGGAAAUUAAAUUAACAUAUUAA
Molecule: messenger RNA, 2202 nt
Organism: Penicillium angulare
Lineage: Eukaryota; Fungi; Ascomycota; Eurotiomycetes; Eurotiales; Aspergillaceae
Product: grainyhead-like protein
Exons: 5
Coding region: 1-2202 (733 amino acids)
Biological process (GO): regulation of transcription by RNA polymerase II
Cellular component (GO): nucleus
Molecular function (GO): RNA polymerase II cis-regulatory region sequence-specific DNA binding; DNA-binding transcription activator activity, RNA polymerase II-specific
Source: RefSeq, a predicted model, not a curated record